This is a messenger RNA of Trichogramma pretiosum, 2157 nucleotides long. RefSeq lists its product as uncharacterized. The record is from RefSeq and is a predicted model, not a curated record. Gene Ontology annotation, molecular function: protein binding. Gene Ontology annotation, cellular component: ciliary inversin compartment. Bases 251 to 1888 code for a protein of 545 amino acids. Lineage: Eukaryota; Metazoa; Arthropoda; Insecta; Hymenoptera; Trichogrammatidae. Gene Ontology annotation, biological process: protein localization to ciliary inversin compartment. The transcript is spliced from 2 exons.
GUGGUGGCGGUAGUUUGGAAAACGUGCACUGUAGCAGUUCGAACUUCGAGCAUCUAAAAUAUUCGACUCCAAGUUCAAUCAAAGCAGUGCGGAAAACUCUUCAGUGAGCACAAGACCAGGAAAAAGAAGACUUCUAUGUGCGGUACUGUCUUUGCACACGUGCUCGUUGCUAGAAUUAAUUGUUCUGUGUAUCGUGCGGUACUUGUUAUUUCUCUCCAGGGUAGUUAGUAUUAUUAACAGUUCAUUCAAAAUGUCAUUAUUUGAUGAUGACGAUGAAUACUUAUAUCACUUUCAAGACGUAAAAGAAAAAUUGGAAAAAGUAAAAGGUGACGCGCGACUCAACGAGUUUUGCGAAGUACUUGAAAUUUGGUCUAAAUGUAAAGAAGAUAAGCGAGAAUUAUUGACAAGAGUUAUGAUGGAUUUGAUGAACUGUACAAGUUUAUUUCCUAGUGUUAAAGAACAUUUUUUAAAAUUUGCUUUGGAACAACGCGAUUUGAAAAUGAUAAAACUGAUUGAGGCAAACGAGCUUAAAAUAAACGAGGUUAGAUUCGUAGAUGGAAUGUCUUCUCUUCAUUAUUUGGCUGAGGUAGUAUACGGGAUAAAUAAUUCAACCUCUGACCCAAGAGGAAAAGUCCUGGAGGUCAUGGAAUAUUUUUUGAAGAAUCCACGGGAAAACUUGAGUGACGAUUAUGGUUACACAUAUUUCCACGCGGCCUGCAUGUCGGGCAACGUGACAGCAGUGAAUGUUUUCUUGAGCCAAGGUGUGGAUGUCAAUCUUGACUCGUACAAGUAUUCAGUGUUGCAUAUUGCAGUCCAGUACAGACGCGAAAAAAUAGUAGAGAUUUUAUUGAAACACGGGGCCGAUCCAAACAAACGGGACGUGGAGAAGUCGACACCUCUUCACGCACUCGCUCGACUCUGUUUAUGCCAGUGCACCAACGCUUCCAGAUUUUGCGAUUAUCGACGACCAGUAGACAAAAUAGUUCAAAUGCUGGUUGAUCAUGGGGCGAUUAUGGAAACUCGCAAUCGACAUGGUGAUAGUCCUUUGGAUUUGGCGGUAUCUCGUUUCGAUGUGCAGCUUGUCAAAUCGCUUUUGAAACACGGCGCGAGUCUUGACAAUUUGAACGAGGAUAAAAUGUUCGGCGCAGAGUUCUCAUCGAUCGAAUUAAAAAACUAUCCACUAACAUUGAACAUCAUCGAGAUGGUACAAUUGUUGCAGUCGGCUGAUUAUCGAAUGAGCUUACACACCAGAUUCAAGAUGCUUAAAUGUUUCGAAGCAGUUCGAGGUGACGAUACUGAACAUUUGAUGCCCGAAUAUACUAGGCCUACUGAAGAUUUUACUGCUUCCUACCCAAUUGUGUAUAACUAUUUUAUUUAUAUCGAGCUUAGACUUGAGAAAUUUCAAGAAGUUGAUGAUUUCUUUAAAGAACAUGUGAAGAAAAUAAUACGACGAAUAAACGAUGGAAUCCACGACAUACUUCCUAGAGAUAUCGAUCUUGUUUGGAACAGCGAAGCUGACAAACUCAAAGAUAUUAUGCUAAGCGACGACAUCUCACUCUAUGAGUUUUGUAUUGAUAAAGACUUUGAUGAGAGUUUCCAGAUAUUAAAAAAUAUUAAGAAUUGGCGUGUCCCACCAUUGGAUGAUUUAUCUCAUACUUGGAUCAACAUCAUUAUAAAAAGGCACAUAGCAACCAUUUAUGUCAGGCUACAGUUAGAACUAUUUGCAGCUGAUCUUUUCAUGACUGAUUACUGUAAAUUGAAUCUACCUUAUACUGCCUGUCGCCUAGUUGUCGAACAUAUGAGUUACGAGGAAUUACUGCAUUUGUACAGACAUACUAAUGAUAAAGAUGAAAGAUUUUUGGGAGACAUUCCUACUCAAGUUUUAUAGAAUACUUAUAAUAAAAUUUAUUUAUUAUGUUCCCAAUAUUUCAAUAAGAGAGAAUUAUUUUUUAUCUUGAUGAGCAACUAAAUGAAUCUCUGUAUCAUAUGUUUGCGUAUUUGCUUUUUUGUGAUGCUAACAACUUGUGAACAGUCGUGCCAGAAGGGAUCAGACUAUUUUUCAGUCAACCCAAUUUAAUGCCAAAACGAUUUGUAAUUUUUUGUACAUAUAUAUUGUUACGUCUAAGACAUAAUUCAUUUCAAUAAAAGAACUAAAAA